Mauremys reevesii (Reeves's turtle) is the source of this 1276-nucleotide messenger RNA. Its product is annotated as CD276 antigen-like. The record is from RefSeq and is a predicted model, not a curated record. The transcript is spliced from 6 exons. Bases 140 to 1276 code for a protein of 378 amino acids. Lineage: Eukaryota; Metazoa; Chordata; Testudines; Geoemydidae.
GUAGAGACAUUUCGCUAGGACCCUGCUGGGCCGAGCUGAGAAUCGGUUCGUCGGCGUUCAAACUGGCUGGAUCCUGCCCCGAAUGCCUUUCUGAGCAUGUUGCUCCUUCUCUUGCAGAUGUCCGACCGCCUGCAGCAUAAUGGGAACCGGCCCCACAUUGUCACUUCACUCGCUCGCUCUGUGGACCCUCUACAGGGUGAUCAUGGCACAGUCCCCCAUCGUAGCUCAGUGCGGCGAGGACGUCACCCUGAGCUGCACCUUUGCCACACUCAGCUUGGCAGCAAAUCAACAAGUGAACGUCACCUGGAAGAAGACAAGAGCCGAUGGACCAGAUCUGCUGGUCCACAGCUACUCUUUGGGAAUGGAGAAACAAUCUGAGGCUUACAGGGGACGGACGCGGCUGGAUCCAGAAGGAUUCGCCAAAGGGGAUGCAUCCCUGAAACUGAGGGAUGUUCACAUUCAGGACGAGGGGUCUUAUAGCUGCUUCGUCAACUCUGAGCUGGGCCCGUGGUCUGAGGAGACGUCGCUGACAGUACUGAGGGCAAGAGAGCGAGAGUCGCCCGUUGUAGUUCAGGCAGGGGAGGACGUCACCCUCAGCUGCUCCUUCGAACCUGGGCGAAACCUCCAGCUGCUGAACAUCACCUGGAAGAAGGAAACAGCGGAGGGACGGGAUCUCCUGGUUCACACGUACUAUAAUGGGAGGGACCAGAUGCUGAGACAGGAUGAGGCUUACCGGGGCCGGACCCAGCUGUAUCCGGAGAGAUUCCAUGAGGGAAUCGCGUCCCUGAGACUCAGGAACGUCCGGCUGGAGGACGACGGGGUCUACACCUGCCACGUCAAGCCCCAUCUGGGCAGGUUUUCCAUGCGGAUGACAGUGACCGUGGAGAAGGAUCUUACAGGUGCCAGGUUUGUCUUGUUCUUUUGCACAUGUCUUCUUCUUCUUCUUCUUCUUUUCGUGUUGGCAACACUUAUCAUUAAAAUGCGUCGUCCUCCCGGCCGAUGGAAACUGAGGCCGUCCAAACACGCCUUUGGAUUGGAGGCUGACUAUGAGGAGAGAAGAGCGCAGCUGGAAGCAAAUUUCUUGUGGGAAUUAAGAGUGGAUGAUAUCAAACAGACUCUAGAGACCUGGCAGACGCCAGCCCGGGAUGAAAGACACGCAUGGGAGAAGCCUGAACAGCCAACAUUCUCCCGUGGAAAGUCCCCUGCAAGGGAAAAGGUUCCCAGAAACAUUGCCCAGAAGCCUAGCGAAAAAGAUCAGGAUGAAGAUGUUAAAUAG